Geodia barretti is the source of this 414-nucleotide messenger RNA. The record is from the annotation of a GenBank genome assembly. NCBI's taxonomy places the organism in Eukaryota, Metazoa, Porifera, Demospongiae, Tetractinellida, Geodiidae.
AUGAUUGCCUGCUCUAAGCCCGAUGCAACAAUAACUACUCCCACUGAAACUGCUCCCACUGAGUCCAAUGCGGCAAUAACUACCCCAUCGGGCCUUCAGUAUGAAGUGCUGGCGUCGGGAGAUGGGAGAGCCGCAUCACUGGAACACACCGCCGUCGUCCAUUACACCGGUUGGCUCGUGGACGGUACCAAAUUUGACAGUUCGGUGGAUCGCGGAGAACCCUUCGAGUUCGCCAUUGGUCAGGGCAACGUUAUCAAGGGCUGGGACGAAGCGGUCGCCCUGAUGAAAAUUGGCGACAAGUGGAAGCUGACUAUCCCGCCAGACCUGGCCUAUGGCGACCGCAGCAUUGGGGGCGGCCUGAUUCCUGCGGGCUCUACCCUGAUAUUUGAUGUAGAGUUGCUUGAUCUGAAGUAA